GAGAAGUUCAAUCUCUACAGAAACCAGAGAUCUUACAUCGGGGAGAAGUUUGCCUGUUUCGAGUGCGGGAAAUGUUUGCCAUACCAGGCUAGACUUUAUAUAUAUCAGAGAUCUCACACAGGUGAAAAGCCAUAUGUCUCUCCUGAGUGCGGGAAUUUCUUUUCAGUGAAGCCUAGUCUUCACACACAUCAGAGAUCUUACACAGAGGAGAAGUUGUAUACCUGUUCGGAGUGCGGGAAAUGUUUUUAA
Messenger RNA from Staurois parvus, 249 nucleotides. The record is from the annotation of a GenBank genome assembly. Lineage: Eukaryota; Metazoa; Chordata; Amphibia; Anura; Ranidae.